AUGAGCUUAAACGGCUCUUCUGGGCAGCUCUCGGCCAGCAGAGACAAAUUGGUGGAGAAAUACGGGAAUACACCGAUUUCAGAUGGAAAAAUGAAUCCACAAAUGGCUAUGGAUGCGUUUAGUAGCAAAUACACCCAUUUAGUGGCGAAUAGUCCACUGGAUGUGCUGAGGACCGAAUUAUUUAAGCCAAUCACCGUCAGCAAUCUGGAAUUCACAGAUUCAGACUACAAGGAGACGGAAAAACUCGAGAAAUCCAUAGAAUUAGAGGUUAAAGUCUGUUCCAAGAGCACGAUCUUCCUCAAGAAGCUCCUGGAGAAUUAUGAGUCAACCCCGAAGUCAGUUUUGUCGGCUGUUUUGACCAGCAAGGAGGUGAUUUCGAAUCUUUUAGAUUUACACGAGUCAUUUACCUUUGGAUUGGAUCGAGAAUUGCCUGAAGAAGAUCGAAUUUUGGAGAAUGUAAAGACAGCCACAAAGUUGUUUAACGGGAGUUGCAUCCCGCUGGUCAUGUGGCCGGCUCAAGAGACGAAUUCCGAGGCUAUGAAGGUACCGGAAUCUGCAAUAUUUGAUGCUUUCAACAUUUACCUCUUGAGAAAACACAAUAGGGAAGUAUAUGUUGAGGUUGGCCGGAAUAAUCCAUUAUCGCAUGAGGAGGGAGGAUCUCUUGAAAUUGACAUUUCAGAUGCAACUGUGUUGCGGGAACUUUCAGAUGUAGUUAUAGAUGAGUUGCUUUCAGCUCUAUGGUGUAUUGUAUAUAUCGGGAAUUUGUACAUAAGAAAAGAGGACGUGCCACCAAUGUUUGAGGCAUAUAAAGAGGAGUUUGUUAGCCAAGACAACAAGCUUGUUGAUAAACUAUGGUCGAAAUAUUUGGCCUGUUCAGAUCAUAUAAAGGCAAGGAUGCCGCAUUUGAAGUCUUUGGAUGAAAAGUUUGCAAGCCGCGUAAUUUUAGAGCUGAAUGGAUUUGUCAUUUUGCAAAAUGCCCUAGUAACUGCCCUUGCAUCGCUCUAUUAUCUCAAGGGGGAAAUGAGUGCGUCUAUCUUCAACUCUUAUGCAUCAGUAUUUAUUCUUGAGGAUUUUAGCGGAGUUUACUCCUGUUCAUCUGAACUGGAUUGUGAUGCACUCGCUGUUUCGCCAAUUUUGGCUAAUAAUGUGCAAGAACUUCAGGCAUCUUGCGUGUUCUUCCUCUCGCUAUUCUAUCUUAUGGAGGGAGACAAGGAUGGAAAUAUGCUCAAGAUUCAUGAUGAAUUUAUACUCCCAAUUUUGCAAAGAUGGGAACUUGAAGAUUGCACAAAGAAUAAAGCACUUGCAAUACCAUUGUUCUUGCAUUUUGCACUUUUGAAAAAUGAUUCGUCUCAAACUCUAGUCAAUGGCAUUGCAGCUCCAGAGUUUAUAAGCAGGUCGUCUAAGUUCUUGCACAAGUAUCCUGAGAGUGUAGAAUGGAUUUGCCUCUCUAGAAGCAUUUUUGAUUCUGAUCAAUUCAUCCAUGCUAGACUUGCCAGGUAUAUUUUGGCAGAAUCAUUUACCAGGUUAAUGGAAUCGCUAGAGUCGCCCUGCAUUCCAGGAAUAUCAAAGGUUGCAUAUGCACUCUCCACACUCACUAGGGAUGCAUUCUUUGUCGACUACUUUGCAGAUUUCAAGAUUCUGGAUGACCUAUGUGCAUUUUUCUCUCUGCAAUUUCCAUACGACAUUGGAACAUUUAUUCAGCUACUCAAUGCCCUUUUACCACUCACAAAUGGGCUUUUGAAAGAUGAUAGUAACCAGGUGUUAAAGAAUCGAGAGAGAAUAAAGAUUGUAAUACGAACAUUGUUGCGUAAAAUUGAUGGACUCAAUAUUAGUCCACUCACAGCGGAUCUCGCCAGUGAUGGCAAAAGUUAUGUCUGUAACUCUCACACGUCGAUGGAAUUACAGUUGAUAGCAAUGUUUGGAUUAGAUGCGGGUACUUUUGCAGAGAACUGGAGCAAAUGGGAACUUGGUGAUUGUCUCUACUUUUUACCAAAAGGAUCCUGUGGAAUGCUUACAGAGCUUGACGUACAUGAUCAGUUGAAGGAUGUAGCUCCUGGAAAGUAUUGGAUUAGAAACUCUGAGCUUGGGCUUGUCCUAGCAGAUGAAGCUCCUUCUGUCCAUAUAUCAUGCAUUCGUUUUAAUCUAGAGGAUACCCUCAGGAUUUCCUAUGGUAAUGAGACCAUUUCACAUGAAAAGGGAGCCGAAUUCACCAUAUUGAGGUCCUUGUGGGUAAUUUGGAAGUCAUGCAUAGUUCAUUUAGCCAACACACCCUACGAGCUAGAUGAUGUUGCCCUGCAAACUUUUGUAUCUUGCAACUCGCUCUUCUCCAGGCUGCUUGUAAAUUUCCCUUGUCUUUUCUACCUCAUGGAGAGUCACCUAUCAUCCACCUUGUAUGUAAAAGAGGACGACUCACCCCUUGGACACUGCAGCUUUGCUUAUCAUUUUACUCUCAUCCUUGUCUUGGCACUACGGAGACCAAGGUUGCGUGUUGUUUUGCCAGACACAAUUGCCGCUUUGUCAAGUUUUUUGGUUCCAAAUUACGUAGUCCCACUUGAAGAAAAUACUACAGAAGCUGAAUUUCACAGAUAUUGGAUGUUCUUUUAUUCACUAGAACAUAUCCAAACAAAGUAUAGCACGGAUAACAAUUUCAAUAUAUUCCUGCUACUCUCUAGAGUUAUGCAAGAGGAAGAAAAAUUAUUAAAGGUCUAUCCUGUAACCUGUGCCAUCCUUGGAUUUUUCAGAGAUUUGCUCAAAGUUUGUCCACCUGAACUUUGGAUUUUGCAUAGCGUACAUCAUGGGCUUUGGAAUAUUUCGCAUUCUUCACUUACUGCACAGUCUCGCGAUGUAUUCAUGGGAAUAAGCUGCUCUCAUCUUAGAAGCCUGAAAUCCAGACUAGAGCAUCGUGCGGGUUCCAUUUACAGUUCAUUCCAGACAUUCUUUUUCUGUGAGAUGGUUUCAUUUGCCCUAAAGAGCGUUGGAACAAACAUUUGUGAACUGGAAUUUUCAGAUGCUAACCAGCGCCUAGAAAUGAUACUUGCUGUUUUGGAUAUUGCCCUGCUAACUUCUAGACUUUUCAAGGUGUGUAACUAUAAUGUUGAAGGUGGAGGAGUCCCUACUGGUACAUGCAAUAAUUCUGAUGAAUGGAUAAAGGGUCUAGAUGAACUUGGAAACCAGGUGUUGAUGGUAUUUUCAGAGUCCAACUACAUAUCGGAGCUUAUUCGUAUAAUUUCUUGUCAAAUGAACAUUUUAAAGGGCAAAGAAGGGGCCUCGCUGGUUAUGCUGAAUCCAUUGGUGUUUAGUGAAGUUUCUCUUUCGUUCUUUACACCCAGGUUGCAAAAUAUGCGCAAGAUCGCCCCUCUUUUUUUCAUGUUAGAGUCUGCCGAUAAGAUUGGACAAGAAUGUAAAAUUAACGCGAGAUAUCGUUGGCUUUCUCAACACUUUUCUUCUUGUGACGGUACGUCACAUGGUAAAAGAAUAGUUGAGCGUGCCCUAGAAUUAGUUCAUCAGUUGCAGAUUAUUGCGCUUCCAAAGAACAAGAGUUUUAUAUUUGGAACCCUGGCAAGAACUUUGGGUGGUGAAUUCUUUUGUAUGUCAAAGCUAUCAUCUCAGACACCAUUUUUGUCAAUAUCUAGCUCGGUUUAUUCAGAAAACGAUCCAAUUUCCUACUACUUGCAGGUACAGCUCGGUGCGAUGCGUAGUAUUUUACCUCAGGCUCCACUUGCGCAAUCAAUCAUCUCGCAUGCUUAUGGCGGUUAUAAUUUGGCUUUAUCCACGGAUAUAUUAACCUUGUACAUGUUACUGAAUGAAUUUUAUGACAAAAAGACUCACUACCCAGGCGAUAAAAACCACCUUUUAGAUCAACUUGGAUUAACAAAGGGGACGGAUGCACUCUUGUUCAUUGCUAAUAAGGAAGAGGAAAGUUUUGUAGAACAUUUAAUCUGCACAUUUUUCGAUACUAGACUAUGUGGAUAUGAUGAAUGUAUUUCAAUUCUCCGUUACUUUGUCGCCUGCUUAGAAACAAACAUUGGGGCUGAAUUUUUAAAGAGUGAAGGAGUAUCCGUUGGAUUUAAUGUUUUGACAAGCUUUAUAGACUCAGUAUUGCGACUUCAUAUUUUAAAUGGUAUGACUAUAUCUCAGGUAUCUCUUGGUAAUAUUACAGUCGUCCAACUAGCUCUAGUUGUUUUUAGUAGGCUAGUUGUCGUAUGCAUGGACCCAAAAGUGAAAGGUACGAGGCUUUGUUGGGAAACUGUAGAUUUGGUGCUUCGCACUCUUGUAGAUUUUCUUGGCGUAUUUGAUAGUUUUAAAAACCUAUUUAGCGAAAUAAAGCUUGAGGUUUUACCAAUGUUGGAUUAUAGACGUGGUCUGGAUAGCACCCUAGAUUUGUCCAUUCCACUAUCCAGAGGCGAAGCUGUUUUGGAAAAGAAGGUGGCUGUGGUUGAAAUUAUAGGUUCCAUUUAUAGCAUACUCUCGGCCGUUUCUCUCUAUUUGCCCAUGGAACGACAUGAUGAUCAUUUUUUGAAAAUUGUAGAGUAUGUUUCUACAAGUUGGGACUUUGUGGAGACACUGUUUCCCACUUGUAGCUACGACAAUGGUUGCUUUACCAGAACAGGGGACAAUUCGUCUAUAGACUGUAAUGACAAGGAAACCAGGUUAGGACUAUGGCUCGGUGACGAUUUACUAAAUUGGCUACCCAGAUUGCUAGAUUUUGCUUCAAAAAUGAAUGUUCCUGUAGAAAAUAUACUUUUAAAGAGUCCUGUACAUGAUAUUUGCGCAUUUGAUUUUUCGCUGCUAAAAGAGGAUUCACAAGUGAAUGGAUUCAAGAUGCAGGAUAUGCUCUCGCUGAUGAUGAGACACAUUUCCGGAGUCCCAGAGCUAAACUUUGUGUCACGGCUUUCACAGGGACGUACUUUUGUGGAUACUGGAGCUGAAAAUAGGACAGUUUGGGAAUUUUUAAACUUUGGAACUGCGGAAAAUUAUGGCUUGUUUUACUUGACAAACGUUUGCCGAUUUUCUUGCAUAAGUACUAUUCUCAUGUGUAAAAAUGGGUACGGUACUAAUGUUUAUGAUUUGGAAAAUGUAAAGAAUUGCAUAAAGAUGGUCUCUCUUGUUGAGUCUAUGAAUGCGUCGAAACUCAAGACAAUGACUGUCCUUUUUGACAUUGUAAAAUUUACACGAGAAAAUCCAACUGCACUCAAGGUCACAAAGCCAUUUGAAACUUUUGCCAUAAAUCUCACAAUGACUGCUCAACUUGGGCUAGCCAGCCCCUCGAUUUGUAACGAAAACUCUCUUUACCUUGGAAUCUUGAUAAAACUCUUGGCCACCAUUGUGGAUGGCGCAGAUGUAAAGGGAUUGAUUCAAUCCUUUGAUCAGCACUAUUCAGAGUCUGGACAAUACUCUAGAGAUGAUGUUGAAACGUUUAUAAUCAACGUGUUUGGUGGAUUUAUUGCUCAGCUUGUUCAAUUUGUGAGCACCAAUCUUGCUGCAUUUGACAAGGUUCCAGACUUGCUUUUCGGAAAGGAGAGUGGAUACAAAUUUCACAAGAGAUUUUUUGUCAAUUCUAGAAGGGCUGUAAAUGGUGAACUUGCACUAGACGAAGAACUGGUAUGGAUGCAAUAUAUAAUCUUGCAUUCUUUUCCCGCCUUGUACAGACAAUUUUCUGGUAUAGUGAACAAAGUACAGAAGACAAAUAGUCAGGUGGAAACCUUGUACAGGAAUGUUGCAAAACACGUAAUUACCAGUUUAUCUCGAGUAUCGCAUCAUCUUCUUACUCUUUGUUGUCGCUGGGAGAGGCAAAUUGUCAAGAUAUUGUCUCAAUUUUCUCAGCCUGGUAAUGGAUAUUUAUGCGCAGAAAUAUUUGUGUCAAUAUUCGCUCCAGUGGUUGCCACUUUGGCGCUAAAGGAAGUUGUUGCCACACCGCUAAACAAGGACCAAGGACACGAUUUCCUAUUUUUGCUAUCGGAUAUACUCAUAUCGCACAAAUUCACAUCUUGUGUUCCAAUGCCUCCGUCGCUAAUGGAAUCAUUGCUAAAUUCAGAACAUUUGGAAUCUAACAAGAAAUACCUAUUGGAGAAUUUUAAAAAUAAAGCUGAGCUUCGCUACGAAAAUUGUAACCUAGUUUGUGCAAUGGUUGUAAAAUGCCUGGAUCACCUACUUUCAAUGUUCAUCUUUGCCCUCAAGCAUGAGAGUGCCGAGCAUAGCCUCUCGCAACUCAUAAUAAAAUCGCACAUGAUACAAAAAAUAUACAUGUAUCCCUUUGCAAACUACUUUGUACAACCAAUAAACUCAAUAACACCAAAGAGUGCUCUGGAAUCAUACCUUGGACCGGAAAGAUACGGAUGCAAGGACAAGAGAGCCGUAGUACAGGGAAACUGCAUAGAAGUUUUGGAAAGUUCAAUCAACACUUGGUAUCCCUAUUACAUCCAGGACAAGAACAAUGUACAAAGCAGGUGUAACCUUCACUUGUUGCACUGCAAAAUACUCUACUUUGUUUCAUUACUCAACGUGGAUGGAUCUGAAAGUGUACACAUUUUAAUGCUUUUGCAAACGCUGGAGAAGAGGGCAAAGCACGUCCUUACUGGAGGUGUGGUGAGCGUUGCGCAACUUGAGGAGGCGCUACUUUACUUUUCUCUCUUGAGAAAACUGCCACCUCGUUUAUCGCUAUCUCAUGCAAAUCUCAAGACAAUAUCAAAGUUUCUAAAGUGGUCAGCGGUCCAUUUUGACAAUCUGGCGGAUGUCAUUCAUGGUAAAGGUAAUCGCGCGGGAAGUGUAAAAGCGCGCACGAAGCACCAGAGUUUGCUCUAUUUGAUUUUGGAAAAUGCAAUGACAUUCACAUCCCUCUUGCUUGAUCUAAAGGUCACUUUGGAUUUACAAGAUGAAUUGCCACCAACCGCCGAUAAAUUCUUGACGUAUGGGCAAGAUUCUCAGGAUGCAGUUGGACUGACAAGGGAACAAUUUGUUUCAUCCAUUGCCGCUGGUUCGUUUACUGGAUGCAGAGGUACGCCACUUGGUCCCUCUUCCAUCAGUUUGGACCUUGUCCUUGCCAUUUUCAGGAUUGUCGUGGAUCUGGGAUCAAUGGGUUUGUCCGUGCUGGACGAUUUUACCAAGGCACCAAUUUUGUAUGGGUACAAGAAUGGAGAUCAAAUUUUGCUACCAAUGGCAGACCACUUUUCAGAGCCUGUUUCUCAUGAUAAAACUCCAGUGGAAACUCUCACCAUUGAAAAGUGUGGACAUUUUCUGGUACAGGUGGAUCCAAUGGGUAAGUCGAGUGCCAAAAACCACUCGAUUCUUCCGGCUGCAAUUGAGCUUGGAGACUUGCAAAAGAUUGCAGAGGUUAUUGUAGAAAAGUCUCUGCUCUUUGGGUCGCAAUUCAUCAACACAUUAUGCCUGCAAAAUUCGCUCAAUAACCAGGGGAGGAGGGAUCUCUUCUCACCAAAUUCCUUCACUCUUCUCAGUGCGCUAUGCUCGGAUGUUGCAGCUCACAAGGACGUCACUUCACAGUCUCUGCAAGAGUUCAAUUCUGUGAUAUCAGACUACAUUUCAAAGAAGAAACUAGACGCCAAGAAUAUCCACAGCACAUUUGGAGACACCAUAAUCUUCCUCAAGUAG
Molecule: messenger RNA, 7605 nt
Organism: Theileria equi strain WA
Lineage: Eukaryota; Apicomplexa; Aconoidasida; Piroplasmida; Theileriidae
Exons: 1
Coding region: 1-7605 (2534 amino acids)
Source: RefSeq, a predicted model, not a curated record